Molecule: messenger RNA, 1936 nt
Organism: Chrysochloris asiatica (Cape golden mole)
Lineage: Eukaryota; Metazoa; Chordata; Mammalia; Afrosoricida; Chrysochloridae
Gene: TBX15
Product: T-box 15
Exons: 8
Coding region: 1-1809 (602 amino acids)
Biological process (GO): positive regulation of DNA-templated transcription; cell fate specification; regulation of transcription by RNA polymerase II
Cellular component (GO): nucleus
Molecular function (GO): DNA-binding transcription factor activity, RNA polymerase II-specific; RNA polymerase II cis-regulatory region sequence-specific DNA binding
Source: RefSeq, a predicted model, not a curated record
AUGAGUGAAAGGAGAAGAUCUGCAGUCGCCCUGAGCUCUCGAGCACAUGCCUUCUCCGUUGAAGCCUUAAUCGGCUCAAAUAAAAAGCGGAAACUGCGAGACUGGGAGGAGAAGGGGCUAGACCUGUCCAUGGAGGCGCUGAGCCCCGCGGGCCCACUCGGAGACACCGAGGACUCGGCCGCGCACUGCCUGGAGCCCCACCCGGAUUCUGAGCAGAGCACUGGUUCAGACUCUGAGGUGCUUGCUGAGCGGACUUCCUGCUCCUUUGACACACAUCGUGAGCUGACCUCUGGGGCUGCAGGCCCUGUGCCUGCCACCAUGUCCUCCAUGGAGGAGAUUCAGGUGGAGCUGCAAUGUGCUGACCUCUGGAAGAGGUUCCAUGAUAUUGGAACUGAAAUGAUCAUCACCAAAGCAGGCAGGAGAAUGUUUCCUGCCAUGAGAGUGAAAAUCACUGGCUUGGAUCCACACCAGCAGUACUACAUAGCAAUGGACAUUGUGCCUGUGGACAAUAAAAGAUACAGAUAUGUAUAUCACAGCUCCAAGUGGAUGGUGGCAGGCAAUGCUGAUUCCCCCGUGCCCCCAAGAGUUUAUAUCCACCCUGACUCUCUAGCUUCUGGAGACACCUGGAUGAGACAGGUGGUCAGUUUUGACAAACUUAAGCUGACCAACAAUGAAUUGGAUGAUCAAGGACACAUCAUUCUGCACUCUAUGCACAAAUACCAGCCUCGAGUUCACGUGAUUCGUAAGGACUUCAGCAGCGACCUUUCUCCCACCAAGCCUGUCCCCAUUGGGGAUGGUGUGAAAACAUUCAAUUUUCCUGAGACUGUGUUCACCACAGUCACAGCCUACCAGAAUCAGCAGAUCACCAGAUUAAAAAUUGACCGAAACCCUUUUGCUAAAGGAUUUAGAGAUUCUGGAAGGAACAGAACUGGACUAGAAGCUAUCAUGGAAACGUAUGCAUUUUGGAGACCCCCUGUACGCACACUCACCUUUGAGGAUUUCACCACCAUGCAAAAACAGCAAGGGGGCAGCACAGGCACAUCCCCAACCACCUCCAGCACUGGGACACCAUCCCCUUCAGCUUCUUCUCACCUUUUAUCUCCAUCCUGUUCUCCCCCAACCUUUCAUUUGGCCCCCAACACUUUCAACGUGGGCUGCCGAGAGAGCCAGCUGUGUAAUCUAAACCUCUCUGAUUAUCCACCCUGUGCCCGAAGCAACAUGGCUGCCUUGCAGAGUUACCCAGGGCUGAGUGACAGUGGUUACAAUAGGCUCCAGAGUGGCACCGCUGCAGCAGCUCAGCCCUCAGAAACCUUCAUGCCUCAGAGGACUCCAUCUCUGAUCUCAGGAAUACCAACUCCUCCCUCGUUGCCUAGCAACAGCAAGAUGGAAGCCUACGGUGGCCAGUUGGGGUCCUUCCCCACUUCCCAGUUUCAGUAUGUCAUGCAGGCAGGCAAUGCAGCCUCCAGUUCCUCCUCACCACACAUGUUUGGGGGCAGCCACAUGCAGCAGAGCUCCUACAAUGCCUUCUCCCUACACAACCCCUACAAUCUGUAUGGAUACAAUUUCCCUACCUCCCCCAGGCUAGCUGCAAGCCCAGAAAAACUGAGCGCUUCUCAAAGCACUUUACUCUGUUCUUCCCCCUCCAACGGAGCUUUUGGAGAGAGGCAGUACCUGCCCACAGGGAUGGAGCACAGCAUGCACAUGAUUAGCCCUUCACCCAAUAACCAGCAGGCGACCAACACCUGUGAUGGCCGGCAGUAUGGGGCGGUCCCAGGCUCUUCCUCCCAGAUGUCGGUGCACAUGGUUUAAUAGCCAGUCAGAUACCGCAGAGCCUACGGCCCCCAGAGUCUCCCUGGGCAGAUCCUCCUCUUUGGGAACCCUUUGAUAAAGAGAAACUAUACUUUUUUUUUUGUUUGGGAGGAAGAAAACAUACCCA